This is a messenger RNA of Hyalella azteca, 424 nucleotides long. RefSeq lists its product as uncharacterized. The transcript is spliced from 3 exons. The record is from RefSeq and is a predicted model, not a curated record. Lineage: Eukaryota; Metazoa; Arthropoda; Malacostraca; Amphipoda; Hyalellidae. The annotation marks the transcript as partial.
AAACGCAGUACACGCAGGUUUUCCGUGCUGGGAAGUGCCAGCGAGCGGUGCUCACGUUCCAAGACUUCCAAAUAGAGGCUCGCAGCGAAGACGAAGAAGAAAAGUGCGACGACGGCUUCCUGGAGAUCCGCUCUGACGUCUCCGUGCCCGAAGGGCAAAUAUUUUGUGGUGAAGAAAUUGAGAAAGGAACAGCGUUCAAAAGUGACAAGUCGGAGCUCAUCCUUCAUUACAUGAACGGAGACUACACUGGCAUGGAAAACGAAAACAGAGGCUACAAGGCUACUUUCACCACCGAGGCCAUACCCACCUGCAGUUGAUUGGGUUUCAUUCACCGGCUGGAAUGUCAUGAGGACUGGGUACCACAAUGAACAUUAAACGAAUAGUGUUGUGUUUUUGAAGCGUGUGAAAAAUGACUUGCAAGUUC